UUCUUCAAAGGUCAAAACUCAACUAAAACACUUUAUUUUCUUUCUUUUACUAAAAUUUGUUUUUUUUUUAUUUCUCUCUCUUCCCCUUUCUCUCUUCUUUUUUUUUGUUUUUUUUCUAAAAUGGAAGGUGGUGAAGAAUGUAGCAGCAAUGAGUCUGGUUGGACUAAAUAUAUAGAUCCUAGUGAUCAUAGUAGUAUUGAUGAUGAUCAUGAUGAUGACCAUAAUCAUCAUCAUCAUAAGCAUAAUCAUCAAAAUUAUGGGCAUGGAUAUGGGUAUAAGAAAAGCAAGGAUGAUGAUGAUGAUGAUGAUGAUGAUUCAUUUGCUUCUGAUGCUUCUUCUGGUCCAGGAUAUCAUCAGUAUUAUGGCCAUGAUGUUGAAGAAUACCAUCAUCAUCAUAGUCAUAAUCAUCAUGGUAGCAAGUCUUUAUCAUCAUCAGGGAAGAAAUCUAGCAAAGAAGAGAAAGAAAAAAUAGAAAGGAAUAUUGGAAAAGGAAAAGAGAUUAUAUUGAAGACAAAUAAAUCAAGUACUGGGUCAUUUUUUAAACCAAAAAAAGGUAAGAAACAAAAUUAAAAAUUAGUUAUAAUUAUUACUUAGUUUUUACUUCAUGUUUGGUGAAUAGUAUUAAAUGGGUGGUGAUAGAAAUAGAUUAUAAUGUAAAUUUUUAUGAUAUGUAUCAUAUUAUUUUCAGGUAAUGA
Amaranthus tricolor (Joseph's coat) is the source of this 695-nucleotide messenger RNA. RefSeq names its product protein SOB FIVE-LIKE 4-like. The record is from RefSeq and is a predicted model, not a curated record. The coding region runs from base 121 to 570 and encodes 149 amino acids. NCBI's taxonomy places the organism in Eukaryota, Viridiplantae, Streptophyta, Magnoliopsida, Caryophyllales, Amaranthaceae. The transcript has a single exon. Gene Ontology annotation, biological process: cytokinin biosynthetic process.